CCUAUGGUUAUAAACCCAACCUCCCCGAACCUGACACCACCAUUUUAAAGAGGUUUACUGCGUGGACUUUCCCAAAGUCUCUAGGCUUUAACUCCUUCUGGGCUGUGUCUGUGGAGGAGGCGGCGACGGCGGCGGCGGGGAGAGAGGAAGAGAAGGAAGCGUCUCCAGCUGGAGCCAGUGCAGCCCCGGGGCUCCCCGGGAGGAGCGCCCCUGCCCCGAUGAGCCCCCGCCGUGGGUCCCCGACUGUCCCCCGGCGGGAGUGGGGCACGCAGUCCAGCGCCGACAAUCGCCGCUGCUUUGCCCGUGGGGGUAGGAUGUGGUGAAAGGAUGGGUCUUCUUUCCCGGGCUCACAAUGGCCAGAGAAGAUUCCGUGAAGUGCCUACGCUGCUUGCUCUACGCCCUCAAUCUGCUCUUUUGGCUAAUGUCCAUCAGUGUGUUGGCAGUUUCUGCUUGGAUGAGGGACUACCUAAAUAAUGUUCUGACUUUAACUGCAGAGACAAGGGUAGAGGAGGCUGUCAUCUUGACUUACUUCCCUGUGGUUCAUCCAGUCAUGAUUGCUGUUUGCUGUUUCCUUAUCAUUGUUGGAAUGUUAGGAUAUUGUGGAACGGUGAAAAGAAAUCUGUUGCUUCUUGCGUGGUACUUUGGGAGUUUACUUGUCAUUUUCUGUGUAGAACUGGCUUGUGGUGUUUGGACAUAUGAGCAGGAAAUUAUGGUUCCAGUACAGUGGUCAGACAUGGUCACUUUGAAAGCUAGAAUGACAAAUUAUGGCUUACCUAGAUACCGUUGGCUUACUCAUGCUUGGAAUUUUUUUCAGAGAGAGUUUAAGUGCUGUGGAGUGGUGUAUUUCACCGACUGGUUGGAAAUGACAGAGAUGGACUGGCCCCCGGAUUCCUGUUGUGUUAGGGAAUUCCCAGGAUGUUCCAAACAGGCCCACCAGGAAGAUCUCAGUGACCUUUAUCAGGAGGGAUGUGGGAAGAAAAUGUAUUCCUUUUUGCGAGGAACCAAACAACUGCAGGUGCUAAGGUUUCUGGGGAUCUCCAUUGGAGUGACACAAAUCCUGGCCAUGAUUCUCACUGUCACUCUUCUCUGGGCGCUCUAUUAUGACAGAAGGGAGCCUGGGACAGACCAAAUGAUGUCCCUGAAGGAUGACACGACCCAGCACCUGUCGUGCCACUCGGUAGAACUGCUGAAGCCAAGCCUGUCGAGGAUCUUUGAACACACGUCCAUGGCAAACAGUUUUAACACACACUUUGAGAUGGAGGAAUUAUAGAGAAUGUCAAAGAAGGAAAGUUAUUUUACUGGACUUGUGAAUUUUUGAGCACAUACUUACCUGUUUCAGAAAUGUGCAAAAAUAAAAUAUUGCCAUGAAA
Manis javanica (Malayan pangolin) is the source of this 1370-nucleotide messenger RNA. RefSeq names its product tetraspanin 12 (gene TSPAN12). Gene Ontology annotation, cellular component: plasma membrane. NCBI's taxonomy places the organism in Eukaryota, Metazoa, Chordata, Mammalia, Pholidota, Manidae. The record is from RefSeq and is a predicted model, not a curated record.